Molecule: messenger RNA, 578 nt
Organism: Schistocerca serialis cubense
Lineage: Eukaryota; Metazoa; Arthropoda; Insecta; Orthoptera; Acrididae
Product: holotricin-3-like
Exons: 4
Coding region: 95-496 (133 amino acids)
Source: RefSeq, a predicted model, not a curated record
AACACCCCGUGUGCUCUUGGGCAGCGUGACGGUGCAAGCCGCGACCGUUCUAUAAAAGGCCGCCUACUGCACUGGUCAGACAACAGUCCGCAACAUGAGGUGCCUGACACAGAUCGCUCUCGCAGCCGUGCUCUGCGUCCUCCUCCUCUCCUGGACGGAUGCUUCACCGACGCCAGAUGUUAAUGAAGAAGCCGUGAAAGUUCACGAAGAGAAGGUACCAUCUGAGGAAGUACCAGCUGCUUCUCAGGCUGCAGAAGGUGAAGCAGCAGCACGUGUGAAGCGAGGAGGCGGCGGCUGCAAGACGUGCGGAGGCGGCGUUGGCGGCCACGGAGGCGGCCACGGAGGCGGCCUCGGAGGCGGCCAUCACGGGGGCGGCGGCUUUGGGGGUGGCGGCAGCGGUAGCUACUCUCAGAGCAGCUCCCAAGCCUCCAGCUCCAGCUCCAGCGGCAGCUUUGGGGGCGGCAUAGGGGGUGGCAAGCAUGGACAUGGAAAGUGAGAAGCCUGGACGUGAUCGCUUGUCUCUGCUGCUCACUGAUGCCAUUGUAACUUGGAUAAAAUAAACUUCUUUCUUAAUAUUA